Messenger RNA from Lolium perenne, 3180 nucleotides. RefSeq names its product CSC1-like protein RXW8. Gene Ontology annotation, cellular component: plasma membrane. NCBI's taxonomy places the organism in Eukaryota, Viridiplantae, Streptophyta, Magnoliopsida, Poales, Poaceae. Gene Ontology annotation, molecular function: calcium-activated cation channel activity. The record is from RefSeq and is a predicted model, not a curated record.
UCCAGUUACGGUCCGGGCCACGUGGCGACCUGCUACCGUCCCAGACAAAGCCUGAAGCACGUCCUCCUCCAUCCACGAACAAAGAGACUCCGGGGAAAGAGAGACCAAAAACCUCGACUCCAUCCAUAAUUUCGCUCUCCGGCGACUUUGGUCCAUCGUGCUCGAGUCUCCCUCGCCCAUUGCCGCCGCGCUUGUCAAGGUAUUCCGAUUACGCUGCUCGCAUCGGGCGUGCCGGCGGUUGCAUGAUUUGGCCGGCGUGAAGGGAGGUAAUGGAUUUCGCCGUCUCUUUCUCUUCGUCGUGAAAGGAGGUUCGUCGCCCGAUUAAAGCUUGAUUCUCCGGUGAAAUUUAGCCUGCGUUCUCCCUGCUUCGAUUUGCUUGGUUUCCUAUAGGUUUAUUUAUUACUUCUCCCUGCUAAAAUGAUUACAUUUAUCCACUAUACAGUACCUCGAUCGAAUCAGGGCUACUUCUCCCUGCUGAAAUGAUCGCAUUGAGGCCAUCGCGCAAUCUAGAAUUCAGUCUGUAGCUGGGCUAAAUGUGCAGUAUUUAAUUUCCACUCCCUAUACCUGCAGGUUUUAAGAGGGUAUCAAGGAUCAUGCUUCUGUGCGUAUUUAGAUGACGUACCCUGUGUUGUGCGUCACUGGCUCGGUAGGAAGCCAUGAAGAUCAGCGCGCUUCUGACCUCUGCAGGCAUCAAUAUUGGACUUUGCGUGCUCUUUCUGUCGCUCUAUUCUAUCCUCAGAAAGCAGCCGGCUAAUAUCAGGGUAUACUUCGGCCGGAGGAUUGCUGAGGAGCAUAGUCUGCUCCGAGAGGCUUUUAUCUUGGAGAGGUUUGUUCCGUCUGCUGGCUGGAUCGUGAAAGCCCUGCAGUGUACCGAGGAAGAGCUCUUGGCAGCUGCUGGGUUGGAUGCUGUUGUUUUCAAUCGAAUGCUUGUAUUCAGCAUACGCAUCUUUUCCCUAGCUGCCAUUCUGUGUAUUUCUAUAAUUCUUCCACUGAAUUAUUUUGGACAAAAUAUACAUCAUCUUCAGAUUCAUUCAGAACAAUUGGAUAUCUUCACCAUUGGGAAUGUGCAAGUGCGAUCAAGAUGGCUUUGGGUCCAUUGUAUAGUCCUCUACAUAAUAUCUGGAGUAGCUUGCCUUCUCCUAUAUCUUGAGUUCAAGCACAUUGCUAAGUUAAGGCUCAUUCACCUUAAACGUGAAACACCCAGUCUAGGACAAUUCACUGUGCUUGUUCGUGGAAUACCAAAGACAACGAAAGAAUCAUGCAGUAGUGAUGUUGAUGAUUUCUUUACCAAGUAUCAUGCAUCAAGUUACCUAUUCCAUCAAGUUGUAUACAAAGCUGGAAAAGUUCAGAAGAUAAUGACUAGUGCAAAGAAAGCAUGUAGAAAGUUGGAAGAUUUCACAGUCACCAUGGUAGAUCAUAUCGUGUUGCCCAAUGACGAAGUAGUAGAGAACAGAGGGGAAGAUGACCUGAACGAUUCUAUCUCGAACACAGAUAACAACACAGAUAAUGAGGAAUGUGCAGUAGCUUUUGUAUUUUUCAAAACUCGUUACGGAGCACUUGUUGCAUCAGAUGUACUUCAGACAUCGAACCCUACGAAGUGGGUUACUGAUCUAGCUCCAGAACCAAAUGAUGUGUAUUGGUCAAAGAUUUGGCUUCCUUAUAAUCAGCUUUGGAUUCGACAAAUAGCUACUCUUCUAGGUUCUAUUGUUUUUAUGUUGUUAUUUCUGAUACCGGUGGCAUUUAUACAAGGUCUAUCUGAGCUAGAGCAGUUGCAGCAGAAGCUUCCUUUUCUUAAUGGGUUAUUAACGAAGCCAUACAUGAUCCAGCUAGUAACUGGAUACCUUCCGAGUGUCAUCCUGCAAAUAUUUCUGUACAGCGUUGCGCCAAUAAUGAUGCUAUUUUCUACAUUGGAGGGGCCUACGUCUCACAGUGAAAGGAAGAGGAGUGCUUGCUGCAAAGUGCUGUACUUUAUGAUUUGGAAUCUCUUCUUUGUUAAUCUAGUAUCUGGCACGGUCUUAAAACAACUGAAUUUUUUUUCAAGCCCGAAGGAAAUCCCUUUACAGCUAGCUAGGGUUAUACCUGGGCAGGCUACCUUCCUCAUCACCUAUGUUCUGACUUCAGGGUGGGCCAGUUUAUCAUCCGAACUUAUGCAACUCUUUGCUCUGAUAUGGAACUUCAUAAGUAAAUAUAUUCUUAGAAUUAAAGAAGAUACAGAUUUCGUGCCCUCAUUUCCCUAUCACACAGAAGUACCAAAAGUUCUGCUGUUUGGGCUAUUGGGCUUCACAUGCUCUGUACUGGCACCUUUGAUCUUACCUUUCCUGCUAGUGUACUUCUUCCUUGGUUAUGUCGUAUACCGCAAUCAGCUGCUGAAUGUAUACCGCACGAGGUAUGACACAGGUGGUUUGUACUGGCCAAUCGCUCACAACACGGUGAUAUUCUCUCUUGUGCUCACCCAGAUCAUCUGCCUCGGCGUAUUUGGCCUCAAAGUGUCACCGGUAGCUGCAGGCUUUACCAUACCCCUUAUCAUCCUUACCCUUUUAUUCAAUCAGUACUGCAGAAAACGACUCCUCCCGCUAUUCAAAACUUUUCCAGCACAGGAUCUUGUCGACAUGGACAGGGAAGAUGAACAGUCAGGAAAAAUGGAACACAUUCACCACCAACUCCAUACCGCGUAUUGCCAGUUCCCUGACACCGAAGAAAUGCAGCUGGAGAAAAUCCGGAUUGCUGGGAAUGACAAGGACGACGAAGAACGUUGUAGCUCAGGUGAGUCGAACAGCAAAGAAACCUGCGAGGAACGGCAGCCCAGAAAGGAUCUGUCUCACCCAACACUGAAGGGGCUCCCCGUUAACCGUCUGCAGAACGCCAUCAGGUCCAUCACUUUCCUUAUUAGAUUGCAGAAGAGAGGUCUAUCGUGAUGCAGCAUUGGGUAACUGACUGACUGGCUGCUAAAUCCUCCACUGUGUUGGCUCGUGUAAAUGUAAGUCGCACAUAUGAGUAUAGAGGAAUUGGAUUUAGAUAGGAAAAUAGCUAAGUAAAUACGUGUAAACUUGCAGCAAAAGUUCCGUUUUCAUGCCUGGCUCUAUCCAGGGUGUGUGCACCUUUGUUGAAUAAACUUAAUCCACAUAUUUCAAGAAGCAUAUGGCAUCAUUUUUUAAUUUGAUGGCAGCUUCUUGACAUUUA